AUGAUGAGGAAUUGGAGAGCAGCUCUCGCGCCUGGAUUACUCGACCCUCAGCCCAAGAAACCAGGACAUAGGAGACCUGUUCCCGAACUGUACUACAAGCGCUACUCGGAACAGACAUUCAUCGGAACGCACAAUGCAGCUGCUGUGCGAACCAAAGAAAAUGGCUACUCGCUAUCCGGAAACCAAUACUUUAAUGUCUCCGCACAGCUCAACGCAGGAGUGAGACUGAUUCAAGCCCAAGGCCAUCGAGAUCCCCAAGGCUCGAACGAAAUCCGCCUGUGCCACUUCAAUUGCGCCCUAAUGGAUGGCGGCACUCUAACAUCUCAUCUCCUGGCAAUCCGAGACUUUCUCGAAGCGAAUCCACAAGAAAUCGUAACGCUGCUAUUCGUCAAUACAGGUCCGCCGCUCCAGCACUGGGCUCAAGCAUAUUUCGACACGGGACUCGAUACCAUAUCUUUCAUUGCGCCUCGCGAGAAACGCGAUAGAAAAAUGCGUACGGGGGAUUGGCCGAGUAUAGCAGAGCUUGUCGCUACGAAUAAGAGAUUGAUUACUUUUCUUUCGAAUGGUGCAGAUGAGGAUGUUGUACCUUUUUUGCUAUUGGAGUUCAAUUAUCUCUUUGAGACGAAUUUCGUGAAUGAGAAUCCGGAUCAGUAUACGUGUGAUGCGUCAAGACCGUGGUAUCAACGGAAUUAUGUUCCCGAUAUGCUGAGUUUGGUCAAUCACUUUCUCUAUGCGAAUUUUCUGGGUUUCAGGUAUCCAAAUGCUAGUUUUGCGGAUACGACUAAUGGAGCGGGGUUUCAUGUGGGAGAGCUGGGUGAGCAUGCGGCGAGAUGUCGAGGAAUGUAUAAUCGAAGGCCGAAUUUUCUUCUGGUGGAUUUUUUUAAUCAGGGGGAUGUGUUUGAUGUAGAAUAUGGGAUGAAUGCUAAUUGA
Sphaerulina musiva SO2202 is the source of this 930-nucleotide messenger RNA. Its product is annotated as PLC-like phosphodiesterase. NCBI's taxonomy places the organism in Eukaryota, Fungi, Ascomycota, Dothideomycetes, Mycosphaerellales, Mycosphaerellaceae. Gene Ontology annotation, biological process: lipid metabolic process. The coding region runs from base 1 to 930 and encodes 309 amino acids. Gene Ontology annotation, molecular function: phosphoric diester hydrolase activity. The transcript has 2 exons. The record is from RefSeq and is a predicted model, not a curated record.